UGUUUGUGGAUUAGCCUUUGAGCGUCAGCGGUGUUUCGGUUUUGGCGAGUCGAAAAAGUCAUUGUCAUGGCAUCUGAGCGUUAUAGUUUUUCUUUAACAACAUUCAGCCCUUCGGGGAAGUUGGUACAGAUUGAAUAUGCUCUCGCAGCAGUGGCCGCUGGAGCUCCUAGCGUUGGCAUUAAGGCGUCGAAUGGGAUCGUCCUUGCCACAGAAAACAAACAUAAAUCUAUACUUUAUGAUGAGCACAGCGUGAACAAAGUUGAGAUGAUUACCAAGCACAUCGGCAUGGUCUACAGUGGAAUGGGACCGGAUUAUCGUUUGCUUGUAAAGCAAGCACGUAAAAUGGCACAGCAGUACUAUCUGGUGUAUCAAGAACCGAUUCCAACUGCUCAACUUGUUCAGCGAGUUGCUAUGUUGAUGCAAGAGUACACGCAAUCGGGAGGCGUGCGACCCUUCGGCGUAUCUCUGCUGAUCUGUGGAUGGGACAAUGGAAGACCUUAUCUCUUCCAGUGUGAUCCGUCGGGUGCGUAUUUUGCGUGGAAGGCAACAGCAAUGGGAAAAAACUUCAUCAAUGGCAAGACUUUCCUUGAGAAACGAUACAGCGAAGAUUUAGAGCUGGACGACGCCGUUCACACUGCCAUUUUGACUCUGAAGGAGGGCUUUGAAGGUCAGAUGACUGCUGAUAACAUCGAAGUUGGUAUCUGUGAUGCUAACGGUUUUCGAAGAUUAGACCCCUCUAAUGUCAAGGAUUACCUAGCCAACAUCCCCUAAUUUAUAGAUUUUUUAUGUCAAUAUUAUCUUCUUAUACAUUAAAAAGAAAAUCAAACAGAUUCAAGUUUUCUUUCAAUAUCCGCUGACUAGGCAUACGGAAAUUUAGGAUUAUCUUAUUCGUUGCUAAUGUUGAACAUCUAUUUUGAGGUAAUAAAUGAAAUCAUUUUAAAUAUGCGUUC
Belonocnema kinseyi is the source of this 950-nucleotide messenger RNA. It is a transcript of the gene Prosalpha2, whose product is annotated as proteasome subunit alpha type-2. Gene Ontology annotation, biological process: ubiquitin-dependent protein catabolic process. Gene Ontology annotation, cellular component: proteasome core complex, alpha-subunit complex; proteasome core complex. Bases 67 to 771 code for a protein of 234 amino acids. The transcript has 3 exons. The record is from RefSeq and is a predicted model, not a curated record. Lineage: Eukaryota; Metazoa; Arthropoda; Insecta; Hymenoptera; Cynipidae.